Verticillium alfalfae VaMs.102 is the source of this 1020-nucleotide messenger RNA. Its product is annotated as endochitinase. Gene Ontology annotation, biological process: chitin catabolic process; carbohydrate metabolic process. Gene Ontology annotation, cellular component: extracellular region. NCBI's taxonomy places the organism in Eukaryota, Fungi, Ascomycota, Sordariomycetes, Glomerellales, Plectosphaerellaceae. The record is from RefSeq and is a predicted model, not a curated record. Gene Ontology annotation, molecular function: chitin binding; chitinase activity. The transcript has 3 exons. The coding region runs from base 1 to 1020 and encodes 339 amino acids.
AUGGGAGGCGGACCAGGCGAGGGCUACCGCAGCGUUGCGUACUUUGUGAACUGGGCCAUCUACGGCCGCAAGCAUCGCCCACAAGACCUGCCUGUAGAGAACCUCACCCAUGUUCUCUACGCAUUUGCCAACGUCCGGCCCGAGUCGGGCGAGGCCCCGGCCGCGACCGCCGCCGGGCGCGAGACCUUUGCCCGCACCUGCGUCGACCUCGUCAAGCAUCUCGGCUUUGACGGCAUAGACAUAGACUGGGAAUACCGCAAAACGACGACGAGGCGCGCGACCUCGUCGCCCUGCUGGGCCGCUGUACGCGGCGCCCUCGACGCCUACGCCGCCACGCUGCCGGUGCCGUACCACUUUGAGCUGUCGGUCGCCUGCCCGGCGGGCGCGCAGAACUACGAACGCAUGCGCCUCGCCGAGAUGGACCCGCUGCUCGACUUCUGGAACCUCAUGGCCUAUGACUACGCCGGGUCGUGGGACGCCAGGGCCGGGCACCAGGCGAACCUGCGGCCGUCGGGCGCGAACCCCGGCGCCACGCCCUUUAGCACCGUGGCGGCGCUCGAGGGCUACACGGCCAAGGGCGUCCCGGCCGACAAGAUCGUCCUGGGCAUGCCGCUCUAUGGUCGGGCGUUUGAGAACACGGACGGGCCCGGGUGUGCAUACCAAGGCGUCGGCGAGGGCAGCUGGGAGCAGGGCGUGCUGGACUUCAAGGCCUUGCCGGGAGAGGGGGCGCAGGAGGUGGAAGAUGACGAAGUCGGGGCGAGCUGGUCGUGGGACGCGGGGCGGCGGAAGCUCGUCACGUACGACACGGUCGGUAUGGCGCGGAAAAAGGCACAAUUCGUACGGGAGCACGGGCUCGGCGGAGCCAUGUGGUGGGAGAGCAGUGCCGACAAGACGGGCCCCGACAGCUUGAUUGGAACUGUCGUCCAGACUUUUGGAGGUCCGGGAGGUCUUCGGCGGCAGGAGAACUGUGUCACCCAGCCGCAUACGAAGUACGAUAACCUGCGAGCCGGAUUUGAGUAG